Myotis myotis is the source of this 1101-nucleotide messenger RNA. Its product is annotated as tetratricopeptide repeat protein 1. Lineage: Eukaryota; Metazoa; Chordata; Mammalia; Chiroptera; Vespertilionidae. The record is from RefSeq and is a predicted model, not a curated record. Gene Ontology annotation, molecular function: protein binding. The transcript has a single exon. The coding region runs from base 1 to 609 and encodes 202 amino acids.
AUGAGUGUCUAUUUAUACCUAAUAGAACUGGAAAAAAACAUGCCAGAUGAAGAGAAACAGAAAAGAAGAGAAGAGAGCACUAGACUGAAGGAGGAGGGAAAUGAGCAAUUUAAGAAAGGAGAUUACAUAGAAGCUGAACGUUCUUACAGUCAAGCCCUUCAAAUGUGCCCAUCCUGCUUCCAGAAAGACAGGUCUAUUCUGUUUUCAAAUAGAGCUGCUGCAAGGAUGAAACAGGACAAGAAAGAGAUGGCCAUCAGUGACUGCAGCAAAGCCAUUCAGCUAAACCCCAGUUACAUUAGGGCCCUGCUGAGGAGAGCGGAGCUAUAUGAGAGCACCAACAAGCUCGAUGAAGCCCUGGAAGACUACAAGUCCAUUCUAGAAAAAGACCCAUCAGUGCACCAAGCCAGGGAAGCUUGUAUGAGAUUACCUAAGCAAAUUGAAGAACGAAAUGAAAGACUGAAGGAAGAGAUGUUAGGUAAACUAAAAGAUCUUGGGAACUUGGUUCUCCGACCUUUUGGACUCUCCACAGAAAAUUUCCAGAUCAAACAGGAUUCCUCUACUGGCUCUUACUCCAUCAAUUUUGUUCAAAACCCAAAUAAUAACAGAUAACAGAGAUAACAGUAACUUUUAAAGCUGGCUAGAAAAUUGUGUGCUGCUUGCUGGUAGCAAGGGGAAAGGCCCUGCCAAUGUUUACGUUCUAAAAGCAUCUUAUCUCAAAGGCCAUCCAGUAGAGCCCAGUGCACCCUUCCUUGUGUUUUGUGAUCAGGGUGAAAUGUACGUCCUGAUGUAAUGAACCUAAUCUGAUUUCCAUUUUAAGUUGGUGUCUGUGCAGCUCUUGUCCCUGGUUCUGGCUGUCCUUUGUUUUGUCCAGGAGGAGCCUGUUAAGGCUGACCUCCUAAGCCAUACAAACAUACAAGCCCAGACGCCAGCUCUCCUGGCCCCAGCAAACCUGCUGGUCAGAGACUGCCCAGACAUGACUGAUGGGGGUCCUGCCUACUGCCCUCUCCCAAUCACACACACUGCCCAGGCUGCCAGGCGUGGGCUCCUGAUUUCCUCUGUGGUAAUAAAUGCUUUCUGUGACAAAAAAAAAAAAAAAAAAAA